Messenger RNA from Cololabis saira (Pacific saury), 2321 nucleotides. Its product is annotated as medium-chain acyl-CoA ligase ACSF2, mitochondrial-like. Bases 66 to 1883 code for a protein of 605 amino acids. Lineage: Eukaryota; Metazoa; Chordata; Actinopteri; Beloniformes; Belonidae. Gene Ontology annotation, molecular function: medium-chain fatty acid-CoA ligase activity. Gene Ontology annotation, biological process: fatty acid metabolic process. The transcript has 16 exons. The record is from RefSeq and is a predicted model, not a curated record.
CCACCCAGUUCAAGUGUGACUGCACUUCCGUCCAGCUGAAUGAGAGUAACGGUGAGGUGCUAGAUAUGUCAGCAAUGAUUUCUUCAUCGCUGCUCAGAUCCUACACUCAAGGUCUUCGAUGUUUGCAAGGACUCAAACACAGCCAGGAAUGCAGCAUAACCUUGCUCCAGUGUCGGCUUCUUCAUGUCGACUGUCCUCCUCAAAAACCCUCACUAACCACCAGCUAUGUCCAUGGCACCUCCUCCAUCUCGCUGCUUCCUCUGACCGUAGGCCAGACCCUGGACGCCACAGUCCAACGCUUUCCUGACAAGGAGGCCGUGGUCUUUUUGCAAGAAGGGAUCAGGAAAACCUUUGCUCAAUUUCAGAAAGAUGUUGAUAAGGCAGCUGCAGGUUUACUCGCUCUGGGACUCAAACGGGGGGAUCGACUUGGAGUUUGGGGGCCAAACGUAUAUGAAUGGAUCCUUUUCCAGUUUGCUACAGCGAAGGCUGGGAUCAUUUUGGUGUCAUUGAACCCAGCCUACCAAAUGGAGGAACUGGAGUUUACCCUGCAGAAGGUCCAGUGCAAAGCAGUAGUGUGUCCUACUCAUUUCAAAAGCCAGAACUUUUGUGAGAUGCUCAGGAAGAUCUGGCCAGGAACUGACACAAAUCCAACAAGCACGACCAAAGGCUCCAGAGUUCCAGACUUGCAGAUGGUGAUCGUAACAGACAGCAGACAGCCAGGGAUGCUCCAUAUGGAGGAUGUCAUGCAAGCAGGGGAGAGUCGACACUACACAGAGCUGAUGGACCUGCAGGCCAAGCUGUCGUCUGAUGACCCCAUCAACAUCCAGUUCACAUCCGGUACAACUGGAAAACCGAAAGGAGCCACUCUAUCCCACCACAACAUUGUAAAUAACGCCUACUUCGCAGGUCUGCGUUUGGGAUAUGAACGGAGACCCCAGGUACGAGUGUGUGUGGCCGUACCCUUGUACCACUGCUUCGGCUCCGUGGCUGCAGGCAUGAACAUGGCAAUUCACGGCAUCACGCUGGUCUUCCCUUCUACAGGCUAUGACAGUUGUGCCAAUUUAGAGGCCAUUCAGAGAGAAAAGUGCAAUUUUGUCUACGGCACUCCAACCAUGUUCACAGACAUGCUUGGCCAAGAUUUAAACAACUAUGAUUUGUCAUCGGUUGAAGCUGGCCUAAUAGGAGGCUCACCAUGUCCUCCUGAGAUUAUCAAGAAAAUACAAAGAAACAUGAAUAUGAAAGAGAUAACAGUUAUCUAUGGAACCACUGAAAAUAGUCCCAUCACGUUCAUGGGAUUCCCACAAGAUAACGAAGAACUGAAGAUGAAUACUGUUGGGUGCAUAAUGAGUCACACUGAGGCUAAAGUGGUGGAACCAGUCACUGGGGAGAUCGUCCCUCUGGGUACUUCAGGCGAAGUGAUGAUCAGAGGCAACUGUGUGAUGCUUGGGUACUGGGAAGACCCUCAGAAAACCAGCGAGGCCAUCUCCCAGAGUCGCUGGUACAGCACAGGGGACACAGGCAGUCUAAACAGUCUGGGAUACUGUUGCAUUGAGGGACGCAUAAAGGACAUGAUCAUCCGUGGAGGGGAAAACAUUUACCCAGCUGAGAUAGAGCAAUUUCUCUACAAGCAUCCAAAAGUGCUGGAGGUGCAGGUGGUUGGAGUUAAAGAUGAGAGGCUCGGGGAGCAGGUGUGUGCCUGCAUCCGAGUAAGGGAGGGUCAAACCUUGAGCGCAGAGGAGAUUAAAGAAUUCUGCAAAGGGAAGAUUUCUCACUUUAAGAUCCCACACUAUGUGAUGUUUGUAGACAGCUACCCUCUGACUGCUUCAGGAAAGAUUAAGAAGAACAAACUGGCGGAAGCAAUGGAGAAGAAAUUAGACCUUUAACUUUGUGGAGCCCAUCGGACUAUGUUUGGAAGUCCUAAAAAAGGAACCAGUAGUCCUCCGCCGGGACUAUGUAACAGAACGGUGGAUAGUAGUAUUUAACUUGUGAUUGCAUUGUUGAUUUGAGAUUUAAAUGAUGAUUGAAUGCAAAGUAUGCUGAUGUGAAGUUUAAUUACUGACCUGGAAAAUAUGUAUGAGAUGUAACUGAAAUCUGUGGAAAAUUACAAGCCCCCUUAGGGAAUAUAUCAAAUGGCAUCCUCAUUUACUGCUGCAUUACAAAUACAAUCUACGCAACAUAUUCAUCAUCUCAAUCUUUAUUUAACAAUUCUGACAAACAAUUUAAUAACAAUAUAAUACAAUGGCCGAAACCACUGUGAGAGUAAAACUCAUUAUCUGAAUACCGGUACAUGCCAUACAGAAUCUGAAAUAAAUAGGACUUUA